Messenger RNA from Diceros bicornis minor, 1355 nucleotides. It is a transcript of the gene HOXD3, whose product is annotated as homeobox D3. NCBI's taxonomy places the organism in Eukaryota, Metazoa, Chordata, Mammalia, Perissodactyla, Rhinocerotidae. The transcript is spliced from 2 exons. Gene Ontology annotation, molecular function: RNA polymerase II cis-regulatory region sequence-specific DNA binding; DNA-binding transcription factor activity, RNA polymerase II-specific. Gene Ontology annotation, cellular component: nucleus. The coding region runs from base 37 to 1335 and encodes 432 amino acids. Gene Ontology annotation, biological process: regulation of transcription by RNA polymerase II. The record is from RefSeq and is a predicted model, not a curated record.
CAUUGGAGGCUGCGGUGAAGGAGACAGUGGUGGUCAAUGUUAUUUGAGCACGAUCAGCAGACCCCGGAGCUUCCUCAGUGCACGAUGCAGAAGGCUGCUUACUAUGAAAACCCAGGACUCUUCGGAGGCUAUGGCUACAGCAAAGCCACUGACACUUAUGGCUACAGUGCCCCCCAUCAGCCUUAUCCACCCCCUGCUGCUGCCAACUCCCUGGACACUGAUUACCCGGGCUCUGCCUGCUCCAUCCAGAGCUCUGCACCUCUGAGAGCCCCAGCCCACAAGGGGGCUGAACUCAAUGGCAGCUGCAUGCGGCCUGGUACUGGGAACAACCAGGGUGGGGGUGGUAGCAGCCAGCCUCCUGGUCUGAAUUCAGAGCAGCAGCCACCACAACCCCCUCCUCCACCACCAACCCUGCCCCCAUCCUCACCCACCAAUCCUGGAGGUGGGGUACUUGCCAAGAAGGCCAAGGGUGGGCCCAAUGCUUCUGGCUCCUCAGCCACCAUCAGCAAGCAGAUCUUCCCCUGGAUGAAAGAGUCCCGACAGAACUCCAAGCAGAAGAACAGCUGUGCCACUGCAGGAGAGAGCUGCGAAGACAAGAGCCCGCCAGGCCCAGCGUCCAAGCGGGUGCGCACGGCGUACACGAGUGCACAGCUGGUGGAGUUGGAGAAGGAAUUCCACUUCAACCGCUACUUGUGCCGGCCACGUCGCGUGGAGAUGGCCAACCUGCUGAACCUCACCGAGCGCCAGAUCAAGAUCUGGUUCCAGAACCGGCGCAUGAAGUACAAGAAGGACCAGAAGGCCAAGGGCAUCCUGCACUCGCCGGCGGGUCAGUCUCCGGAGCGCAGCCCCCCGCUCGGCGGCGCCGCGGGCCACGUGGCCUACUCGGGCCAGCUGCCGCCCGUGCCGGGCCUGGCCUACGACGCGCCCUCGCCGCCCACCUUCGCCAAAUCUCAGCCCAACAUGUACGGCCUGGCCGCCUACACGGCGCCGCUCAGCAGCUGCCUGCCGCAGCAGAAGCGCUACGCGGCGCCUGAGUUCGAGCCCCACCCCAUGGCGAGCAACGGCGGCGGCUUCGCCAGCGCCAACCUGCAGGGCAGCCCUGUGUACGUGGGCGGCAACUUCGUCGACUCCAUGGCGCCCGCGUCCGGGCCCGUCUUCAACCUGGGCCACCUCUCGCACCCGUCUUCGGCCAGCGUGGACUACAGCUGCGCCGCGCAGAUUCCGGGCAACCACCACCACGGACCGUGCGACCCCCAUCCCACCUACACAGAUCUCUCGGCCCACCACUCGUCUCAGGGACGCCUGCCCGAGGCCCCCAAACUGACGCAUCUGUAGCGGCCGCAACCGGCCGGAAC